Messenger RNA from Monopterus albus (swamp eel), 3188 nucleotides. RefSeq names its product protein enabled homolog. Gene Ontology annotation, molecular function: profilin binding; SH3 domain binding. The record is from RefSeq and is a predicted model, not a curated record. Gene Ontology annotation, biological process: actin polymerization or depolymerization; axon guidance; actin polymerization-dependent cell motility. Lineage: Eukaryota; Metazoa; Chordata; Actinopteri; Synbranchiformes; Synbranchidae.
AAAGAGGGAGAGAUCAAGUAAGAGACAAAAGGUGUAAGAGAUGUAGCAGUGGCAACCAGGCAAGAGAAAGCAAAGUGAGAGAGAGCUAUAAAUUACUAGGAGCCCCCCCACACCCUGAGCUGAACCCUCCUGAGCAGAGAUGUGCCAGGCUGCGUGAUACCACAAUGGUGAUUUCCUCCCCAACAGCUCCCCAGCAGCCUUCGCCACGGAGCCCAGAGAGUGUAAGAGUGGGUUUUGCAGGAGCUGGAGCCUGUUGCCUGGAUACCCCUGCUGUUGCCACGGCGGUGAAAAGCCAGGAUUGAACUGUGUUUGCUGGCUGGUGCCGCUACCAUGGGAAAAACACAUCUGGCCGACUGUCUGGAUAGCCCCCCUGAUGCGCUUACUUGCUGGCUGACUCGCUGACAUUGCACAUAUGAAUAAGGAAGGAAUCACUCUGAUACGGGAGCUUUGAGGAAAGGAGGUGGGAGGGGGUGGCUAUCACACUGCUUUGAAGAAAUCUGUUUGGCAGAGAGGGACAGAAACCAGAAGGACUGACCACUGAGUUAAAGAGAAAAGGCAAAGGGAGAGCCUGGCACAGGAGAGCGGAGGAAGGGGAAGGCUGGGGGGGAGAAGUAACGAGUGGAGCUGGCUGGGUUAGUUCAGUGGGAGGGAGCAAAGCAGCAGCUACUGUAGCAGGCUGUGCGGAGCCAUGCAGACCCAUUCCUCUAGUCCACAGUCCAAAGCCUCCAGCUUUAUCCUGAGUCAGUGAUGUGUGCUGGCCUCCAAAAUGGAAAUCCACCGUGAACAGAGUAUCUGCCAGGCGCGAGCCGCUGUCAUGGUGUAUGACGAUGCCAAUAAGAAGUGGGUCCCAGCCGGUGGAUCCACUGGCUUCAGCAGAGUCCACAUAUACCACCACACCGGCAACAAUGCCUUCCGCGUUGUGGGACGCAAGAUCCAAGAUCAUCAGGUGGUGAUAAACUGUGCCAUUCCCAAGGGGCUGAAGUACAACCAGGCCACGCAGACCUUCCACCAGUGGCGUGACGCCAGACAGGUCUAUGGUCUCAACUUUGGCAGCAAGGAGGAUGCCAAUGUAUUCGCCAGUGCCAUGAUGCACGCCCUGGAGGUGCUCAACUCCCAGGAUACAGGCCCCACAUUGCCCCGACAGGCCCCCCAGGUUCAGAAUGGCCCUACACCAGAGGAGAUAGACCUGCAGAGAAGGCAGCUUCAGGAGCUGCAGAGACAGAAGGAGAUGGAACGGGAGCGUCAAGAGAGGGAGCGUCUUGAGAGAGAGAUGCUGGAACGGGAGCGUCUGGAGAGAGAGAUGCUGGAACGGGAGCGGCAGGAGCGAGAACGUCAGGAACAGGAGCGUCAGGAGAUGGAGGCACAGAUGGAGAGGGAGCGACUUGAGCGAGAGCGUCUGGAGAAGCAGGAGUGCGCUGAGCAUGAGCUGAUGGAGAGGGAGAAGGCAGAGAGAGAGCGGCUGGAGAGGGAGCAGCAAGAGCAGUUAGACAGAGAACAGCAGGACUGGGAGAGAGGGAGACGCAUCUCUAAUGCUGCUUUUGAAAGCACCCUGUACACUCCCAUACCUCAGGAGUACGGCAGAACAUCCUCAACACCCAUAUCGCCAUCCACGCCCAGCUACCCAGCUCCUGGGACACCAUCACCCUCAUCUGCCACACCCCCAACCCCACCACUCAGGCACUCGACCUCCCAAUUCGCCACGUCACUCGGUUCUGCCUUCCAUCCGGUCCUGCCUCACUACGCCACGGUCCCAAGGCGACAACAAGGUGCUCCCCAAGCCCUGCCCACUGCUUCUGCUCCAGCCCCUGCCCCUCGGCCUCCACCAAAGUCUGUGGUGUGGUCAGCGUGCAACUUUACCCCCCUACCACCAUCGCCCCCUGUCAUGAUAAGCAGUCCCCCAGGGAAGGCCACAGGUCCACGGCCACUCAUUCCCAUCGCCGCACCUUCUCCUCUGACCCAGAGGCCUCCAUCACCAUCCCCCAACGGCCCGCCCAUGUUCCCCGCACCAUCUCCUGUGACCAUCCCGCACAACCAUACCCCUAUUGGCAUUGCCUGCCCAACUCCGCCUCCCCCACCCACCCCACCUCCUCUUCCCCUCCCUGUAGCUCCCCUUCCAUCUUCCUCCUCCACCUUGUCUCCCCCCUUCUCAUCCCAGGGUCCUGGUGUGCCCUCUCCCUCCAUAGCACCCCUUGCUGCUCCAGCUGCUGCCACCACUGCUGCCUCUUUUGAGCACUUCUGCCUCCCCGUGGGCCUGGGCCUGUUGGAUCAGGGGGAGCCGGGGACAGCCACAGGCUCCUCCUGUCAGCCCCAGGGUAAGACCACUAGUCCGGACUCUGCUUCUUUCUUACUGCCUCUCUCCCCUCUGUCUUUCACUUCUCUUGACUCACAGACUAACAGGGGAGCUGGCCAUCCUCCUCCACCCCCAGCCCCUCCACUCCCUCCUACACUGACUCCAGGCGGGACCCCCCCUUCACCAUCAGGUCCAGCUCCUCCUCCCGGAGCCCCUCUCCCUCCUCCAGCACCACCCCUUCCUGCCGGACUGUUCUCUCCUACAGAGGACCGCCCCCUCUCAGGCCUGGCUGCUGCCCUCGCUGGAGCCAAGCUACGUAAAGUGCCAAGGAGUGACGAUGCAGCGGCAGGUCUGGCAGCAGGCAUGCCCGGGGCUAAAUCUGAAGCCAGAGGCAACGGCCCUCUGCCUGGAGGAGGAGGGCUCAUGGAGGAGAUGAGUGCCCUGUUAGCAAGGAGGAGAAGAAUUGCAGAGAAGGGCUCAUCACCUGAACCUGACCAGAGAUCAGAGGAGGGCGAGAUAAACACGACCCCUAAAAUGUCAGCCUGUAGCACACCAGACAUGCCCAGAAAGCCAUGGGAAAGAACAAACACCAUGAAUGGUAGCAAAUCUCCAGUUAUUGGAAGACCUAAAUCCACUCCUACACCUACUGCAUCCUUAAGUGCCAAUGGUGUGCCAACAGAAGCUGUUGACUAUGACAGAUUGAAACAGGACAUCAUGGACGAGAUGAGGAAGGAGCUGUCAAAGCUAAAAGAAGAGCUCAUUGAUGCAAUCAGGGAGGAGCUGAGCAAGUCUAGCACGGCAUAGAGGAUCCAGACCUCCUGUCCAGAAAAUCUACAUCCACACGACCCAACAGUUAACCACGCCAUGUCACUUUAAGACAUGACUACACAGCAGCGGA